Oncorhynchus keta (chum salmon) is the source of this 606-nucleotide messenger RNA. RefSeq lists its product as uncharacterized. The record is from RefSeq and is a predicted model, not a curated record. The transcript is spliced from 5 exons. The coding region runs from base 1 to 606 and encodes 201 amino acids. NCBI's taxonomy places the organism in Eukaryota, Metazoa, Chordata, Actinopteri, Salmoniformes, Salmonidae.
AUGGGGGUGCCGAGCGUUGCAACAUGGUCGCAUGCUGCUGGACGCGCUCCUCGACCGCCAAAGUUGUUCCAGGUGUCUAUAGGUCCUGAUAUAAUGUUGUGUUCUCUCCAGGUGUCUAUAGGUCCUGAUAUAAUGUUGUGUUCUCUCCAGGUGUCUAUAGGUCCUGAUAUAAUGCUGUGUUCUCUCCAGGUGUCUAUAGGUCCUGAUAUAAUGCUGUGUUCUCUCCAGGUGUCUAUAGGUCCUGAUAUAAUGCUGUGUUCUCUCCAGGUGUCUAUAGGUCCUGAUAUAAUGCUGUGUUCUCUCCAGGUGUCUAUAGGUCCUGAUAUAAUGUUGUGUUCUCUCCAGGUGUCUAUAGGUCCUGAUAUAAUGCUGUGUUCUCUCCAGGUGUCUAUAGGUCCUGAUAUAAUGUUGUGUUCUCUCCAGGUGUCUAUAGGUCCUGAUAUAAUGUUGUGUUCUCUCCAGGUGUCUAUAGGUCCUGAUAUAAUGUUGUGUUCUCUCCAGGUGUCUAUAGGUCCUGAUAUAAUGUUGUGUUCUCUCCAGGUGUCUAUAGGUUCUGAUAUAAUGCUGUGUUCUCUCCAGGUUGGUCCAGGUGUCUAUAGGUUCUGA